Haliotis rubra (blacklip abalone) is the source of this 2616-nucleotide messenger RNA. RefSeq lists its product as uncharacterized. The coding region runs from base 139 to 852 and encodes 237 amino acids. The transcript is spliced from 6 exons. The record is from RefSeq and is a predicted model, not a curated record. NCBI's taxonomy places the organism in Eukaryota, Metazoa, Mollusca, Gastropoda, Lepetellida, Haliotidae.
UCCCUGUUCACGAGCAUCAACUGUGUUGUAAGCAAUGCACUGCUUCCAUACAAUAUUACCAUAAUGUCUACUGUGCCUGAAUGUCGACAUCUCACCCGACACACGGUACCAGCUUUCAGGGAGGGUGUACGGUGAAGCAUGGCCUAUUUUGACGCCGUCUACCCCCAGGUGCACUACACGCAGCUCCCCAGCAGACCCUCAACGACCGACGGGUGCUACCUGUUUAUCCUGUUCCCCACCCACGGGGGUAAGAACGUGCAGGAGGCGGGGCAGGACUGUGUGAGGGCCAGUCGGACCGUCGGGAUAUACGGCGGCAGGUUUGUCGGCAUUGCCAGGAAGGUGUUCAGUUAUGGCUACGAGUCGUCGAUGGAUGAAGGCUGCAUCGUUUUCUACUUCCCGUCACGUGAUGCCGCAGACAAGUUCUUCCGGUCCGACGCCAAGUUCAAGCAGCCCGACUUCCCCCAGGGUGCCGGUCACUGCCAGGCGUGGGUGGUGGACCGCCAUUACACCCCAGACAACGAAGGAGCACUGAACACAUUCAUGAUCUCGGAGAUCCGACUGAAGGACCCCGACUCCUACAUGCACUACAAACACAACUUUGCCACGCCUUUCGCCGACCUCCUCCAGAAGUACCACUCCCAGCCCUACGUCGUCCAGACCCCCAGCGUCAUGGGCAUCCGGCGCUUCUACAAGGACCCCAACCACAUCGUCACCGUCCACCUGUUCCGGAGCCCCCUCAACCUGGAGGAUGUCAUGAAUGAUGAUAUGUACCAGAACCUAAGAAAAACUCACAAUUCUCUGGCUUACGAAAUGACGACAGUUUUCACAAUCGACCCGAGAGCCUGCCCAUAGCCUUGGUCACACCCCUGGCGUGUGGAGACGACUACAGUGAAUGGACACACGUCUGACUGCCUGUAUUUGUUAUUUAAUGUUAAUGUGUAUGUUUGAGAUGCUACACGUGCAUCAUUCACCAGACUGUUUCGGCGUUGGGUGGUCAAAGAGAGGCGAAGGUCUGGUCUGAUGGUUGCCGUGGCCCAUCACCUAAAACAACGUUUGCCUUUCCAUGCUUAUAAUAAUUAUCAAUCUCGACUGAUUGUUCUCAUUGCUCUAGUGUUUGAGUGUACACACGAUGGGGGUAGCCUAGUGGUUAAAGCAUUCGCUCGUCAAGCUGAAGACCCGGGUUUGAUUCCCUACAUGGGUACAAUGUAUGAAGCCCAUAAACGUCGCGAUAUUGCUGGAAUAUUGCUAAAAGCGGCGUAAAACCAAACUCACUCACUCACAUACGGCAUCAUUACAAUGUUGGCACCUCUGCUCAGUGAGUCACCUUUUACAGGUCGCUUCAGUCACCAAAUGUGAUCGGGCAGACUACCCUGUACAGGUGGAAAGAUAAUGAUGUACAGAUGUAGUCGUGGACCUUUAGGCUGUCUACUGUCGUAAUGGGGAAUAGUUCGAUCAUAAGGUUAUGUGUGUAUAUUCUUCUGUUCAACUGGACGAUCUUAGCUCUAUAAGUAUGUGCUAAGGUUAUUACAUAUCUAUUUAAACAGUGUAUACUAAUCACUUAUUGAAAGGGACAUAAAUAUGACACACUAUUUACAUACUACAUAUACAAAUAUAAUUCAGUUUGGGUAUGUAACAGAAUAGAGGAAGAAUAUGUAUCGAGCGUUGAGUAGCACAUGUGAAGUGUAUAUGUGGCGGUUGGAGAACAGCACUAUUUUAACUGAUUCCCUUUAAAUUUAUAUCAUUUUACUUUCGCGAUUUAAUAUGUUGGCAUAUGUGUCCCUGAAUCGCAAAUAUAUGAGAAACUUUACUCGAGUCCUAUUUAAGUUUUCCAGAACUUAUAGGACGGCUAGAACCAAUCUGUUGAGAUAGACCUAAUUUGGGUACUUCAUAACUUCAUCCUUACUCUACGCAGCUUAUCUUAUUCACGAUUGUCCUCGCUGGUCGUCCACAGGAACUAGCUGAACUACAGGCGGUACAACAGAGCUACAACAAUGCCUUGGUGAUAUGUUAGAUGUGCUAUCUGAGAAGACUGUUUCGUACUUUAAAACAAAAAGUUGAUAUAUUCAUAAUUACCUUUGAAUUAUUCAGAAAUAGACUUGGUUUAAUCCGAACAUUAGUUUCCAGGAUCUGCAGGUCGGGGUUCGAAUCCCGCUUCUCCUCGAUUAUGACCCCACGCCUGAAUUCGUGGGUCCAAAAACGACGUGAACGUCUCUGUAACGCUGUACCCUCCCAUGUUGCACGCGUUGAAGUACGGUUUGGCCUAACUCACUCACUCAACCUAGUAUCCAGUCACAUAUCGGUAUAUUUAGUUCAGGGAUAGUAGACAAGCAUUCAGAACUUCAUCUCGAGGACGACGUUGUGGUGAACAUCCAUAUACAUGUACAUCCAAGGUCAGAUAACUCCGUCAACCAGGUUUGUGUGUAUCUAACUGCUAUGUAAAUCUAUCUUGCAUCGAGGUCGUCUUUCUCAUGCUUGAAUUUGUUUUUUUGCAGUAAGACUAUAGUCUCUUUUCCAGUUUACUUUUCAUUGUUAUUUAUUUACAGUACCUAUAGGAAACAUCAAGCCACCCUGUGAUAUAUGUAAAUACUGAGAAAUAAAGUCCGUCCAUUUUGUUAA